AUGGCCCCGUCCAAAGGCAUCCGGCCGCUGGGCAUGCAGAGGAACAACAGCGAAAUUCCGGCCCCCAACAAGAUUCUGGAGCAGCGGGAGCUCGAAAAGCAGAAGCGGCACCACGAGGAGCGGCUGAGCCACGUGAAGAGUACGAGCCAGACGAACGCGCGCAAGCGCCUGGACAACACCGUGCCCAUGACCAGCUUAUUGCUGCUGCCCGACCAUAAGAAGCUGCUGCGGGAGACGAGCCGGUUAACGGCUAUCGAGUACGAGAACGGCCAACUGUUAGAAAAGCUAAGCACCAUCGCAAAGUCCGGCGCGAGGUUAGCGCCCGACGGAUCGGUCCGGCCCGGAACGGCCCUUGGUAACAGCGGAACCGGAAGCAAGUGGCCGUCAAAAGAGAAGGGGCGCCCCGCGUCAGCGAUCGAGGGAGGGCUCAAUCAGAAGGCGAGGAAAAUGGAGAAAGAGACAAUUGCGAGGGAAAAUGAGGUUCUGUUGCACCGGUUGCUCAACGCCCGGGGCAAAUACCGCCGGGCCGAGUGGCAGGAGCACGAGCGCCUCCACCGGUUACGGAUGACCCAAGUCUCCCGGUACGGUUCCCCGACCCGAUUGCACAAAACCCAAAUCCAAACCCAAAGUCAAACCCCAAACCCCAGACCUCCCUCCCGGUAUGGAUCCCCGACCCCGCCUUCGCGGCUCGGGGUUUUGAAGUCGCUGUCGCGGCCGGCUUCUCCCGAGCCGCGGCCGCCUUCGCCGCUUUUAGAAAGGAUGCUCGCGCCGUUGGGGGCGACCACGAUGCCCCAAUCGCCGGAGGUUGGUCGCCCCAGACCGCCCGAGAAAGUGUUGCGGGUCCCCCGGUUGGACCUGACGGCGGCGAUCGCGUAUCAGGAGGGAGGGGGCAGCGCAGGAAACAGCGAGGAAAAGGGUCUGAACGAGAGCCAGCCGCCCCAGAAAGCGUCCACCUCUAGUUACGGCGCGCCCCAAGCAGUGCCCGGGGGUUCGAAGAAUCGCCCACACACGGCGAUGCCCUUUGCCAGUAAGAAUCUGCAGUACGUCCCUAGUCCGGUGGAUAGCGACACGGAAAGCGAAUCAGACUACUCAGAAAGGUUUACGGACGAAAGUAGUGUUAAUGCGCGCGAAACAAAGGACGCGGCGCGGCCGCCUGUCCGGAAAGUCCGGAUAGCCAAACAGGAACGGACUUGGGUCACGUGA
This is a messenger RNA of Klebsormidium nitens, 1203 nucleotides long. Lineage: Eukaryota; Viridiplantae; Streptophyta; Klebsormidiophyceae; Klebsormidiales; Klebsormidiaceae. The record is from the annotation of a GenBank genome assembly.